This is a messenger RNA of Hemiscyllium ocellatum (epaulette shark), 6726 nucleotides long. RefSeq names its product transcription factor SOX-13-like. NCBI's taxonomy places the organism in Eukaryota, Metazoa, Chordata, Chondrichthyes, Orectolobiformes, Hemiscylliidae. Gene Ontology annotation, molecular function: DNA-binding transcription factor activity, RNA polymerase II-specific; RNA polymerase II cis-regulatory region sequence-specific DNA binding. The transcript is spliced from 16 exons. Bases 382 to 2322 code for a protein of 646 amino acids. Gene Ontology annotation, biological process: regulation of transcription by RNA polymerase II; cell fate commitment. The record is from RefSeq and is a predicted model, not a curated record. Gene Ontology annotation, cellular component: nucleus.
UCCGCUGCUGGUUACAAUGGAAAGGGAGCCGGGAUCGCGAGAAGGCGUCUGCAUUCGGGGAGCGUUGCUUUGACUCCCUCCCUGUCUGCUGCCCCUCAGACACACCGAGUGAGUGAGUGAGAGAGUGAGUACAAGGGUCCGCGGCGUCCCCUGAGCACAGGGCAGGCUGUGAGUGCUCACUGAUCGGGUAGCCCCAGAGCCUGGAGCAGUCGCCGAGUCAAGGGAACAAAAGGACGAGAGAGAGAGAGAGAGAGAGAGGAGUGUCCGCUGAACCACUCCAGGUAUUUCCACAAAACUUGAAGGACUGUAGAAAACUUGAGCUGGAAAUAAAAUCCAUUAUCAUUCCAUAGUUCAUCGAAACUCAAGUCCUCCAAGCAAUAAAUGUCCACACGGCAGCUGGCUUCUUGUUGUAUGGACGUGAAUGGUGACGUAAUCAUGGUCCACGACCAGGUGAAAGUGGAGGAGGUGGAGGAGGAACGGAGUGGUUACGGGUCGCUCAGUAUGUCAUUUCCCAGCAAUCCUCACUCCGACAAGCUCCCGAGCAAGGCAGCGCCUGGGAGAGAGACCUCGGACUUCGAGAGGUCAGGGGUCGUGAAGCAAACGCAUGCUUCAUCUUCACCAAGGGAGGAAGGGCAACAGGAUCACAGUAAAUUCACAAAUACCCUAAGCAACUUGGAAAGAAUAGAUUUUAGUAAGAACCUAACUGAAGUCAUGCCGAGUAUUGAGAAGCUGCUGUCCAGUGAUUGGAAAGACAAGCUCCUGGAGAAAUGCACCUUGAGCAGCAAGGACAUCAAAGGAACAGCGGAGAGUCUGGCAGAGAAGGAAUUGCAGCUGUUGGUGAUGAUAAACCAGCUGUCAAGUCUCCGAGAGCAGCUGCUGACAGCUCAUGCAGAACAGAAGAACAUGGCAGCCAUGUUGUUUGAGAAACAGCAGCAACAGAUGGAACUGGCUCGACAGCAGCAGGAUCAGAUAGCCAGGCAGCAGCAGCAACUCAUUCAACAACAGCACAAAAUUAAUCUCCUGCAACAGCAGAUCCAGCAAGUCAACCUGCCUUUUGUGAUGAUUCCAGCAUUUCCCCACAGUCCGCAGCCUCUUCCAGUCACCAGCGAUCCCCAGCUGAGCCUUCAGAUGCAGCCGGGACUGUCAUGCAAGCCAAAUGACUAUGCUCUGCAGCUGAUGCCAACCCCUCCAGCAGCUAGGAGGACACCAGGACUAAGCCCUGCCCAUACACACGAGGAGGCUUCUCAGCCAUUGAAUUUGACGUCGAAAACUAAAGGUACAGACAUGUCAAAAUCCCCCUCACCUCCACAGGCUAAACUCAGAAGAGGACCCUCCCCAUCAAGCUUUGUGAUCCCAGCAGAGUUACAAUCCAGCACACCAACCUCCUUGUUAACUAGAGAAAUGAUAAGUAAAGACGUUUUCUGGAGGAAUCACUGGGGUUAUACCAUUGAGCAGGACACCAUCGGGAAGGUCAUGCAGAGUCCAAAGCAGAUCUUUCUUGGGAAGAGUCGGGCUGUGGAUGGUCCGGCUGUAAAUAAUAGCAGGAAAGACAAGGAUUCGAGAGUUACAGAGUCUUCUCUUGUGAAACAAGGAGAUGACGGGAAAGCAGCAAGUGGAAACGAAGAUUUUAACAGCUGCAAUGACUCUGAAGGAAACCUGACUCUGGCAGGAUCAAAAGGCUACGAAACCCGAGGUGGCAGCAACCAUGAACACAUCAAGCGACCAAUGAAUGCCUUCAUGGUAUGGGCCAAGGAUGAGCGACGGAAGAUUCUUCAGACUUAUCCUGAUAUGCACAACUCCAGCAUCAGCAAGAUCUUGGGGUCCCGCUGGAAAUCGAUGUCAAACAUCGAGAAGCAGCCGUACUAUGAGGAGCAAGCAAGGUUGAGUCGACAACACUUGGAGAAAUAUCCAGACUACAAGUACAAGCCAAGACCCAAAAGGACCUGCAUUGUGGAUGGGAAGAGGCUGAGGGUCGGGGAAUACAAGGCAUUGAUGAAGUACAGACGGCAGGAGGUGCAGCAGUGUUACUCUGCUGGGCAACAGGACCAAGUUCACUUGCACCCGUCAGACAUGAUGUAUCCCGGACAGAUUGGGAUGACGUCGAUUCCCGUACAGCCGGCAGUGUCGGAACACUAUCGACCCUGCAGCCCCGAUCCCAACAUGCCCGUAAUCCUCAACACGCGGAGUCUCAAAUCCGAACAGGCAGACACGAAGGAAACGCAACUAAGCGAUGCCAAUGGCGAGAUGUACGAGUACGGUGAAGAGGAUGACUCGGAUGUUGAAUAUCGCAGCGAUGGCGAGCUGGUGGUCCUCGCAGACUAGCAUCCACCUGUCACUUUGUCGGGGGAGGCUAUGGAAAUGAACCUUUCAGGCACAGAUGGGCCAACACAUUGUCCUGUCACAACCCUGGCCAACCAUUCGAGCAGAGCUACUGGGGAAGACCUCACUGUUCUGGUUAUGGAGCACGUUGGGAAGGGUCAGGGUUGAGGGUUAGAUAACCACCACCUGUCUCAUUCCAAAUGUGCCCUUUUCAUGGACCAGUUGAUGAGUGGAUGAAAGAGGCAAGUGAGCCUGAGCUGGUCUGGGCCUAUGUGAAUAAUACCAUCACCUAUAGGAAACACCGACUUAUAGUAACCUCUCAUAUACUUGUCCACCAAAGCCCACUCAUUACCCAUCAUGACUUUAUUGUCACCAGCUGCAGUUAGACUAGGUGUAGUGAACAAGUGCCCAAAGUGUCACAAUGGUUUGCUACUUCCCCCAUUAGCAUCAAUGCUGGCUCUAUCCCUUUGUCACAGAAUCAGACCAGUGAAGAUAGAAUCCAGCCUAGACUGGCUCUUCUGCAGAGCCAUGUCCGACAAGUCACAGUCUCUUAACCUACAACCAGGUAACCUUAUUUCUUUUCAAGCUGUCUUCUAGUUCCCCUUUGAAAAAUUAUAGUGGAAUGUCUUUUCAACACUUGUUUGGCCCACACAUUCCAGAUUAUCAAGUCUCAUCGUGUUUUACAUAGGACUCCGGAGCAGGGGAGUAGACCAUUCUGCCCUUCAAUUCUACUCUACCAUUCAAUGAGAACAUGGAUGCUCUGGUCAUGGUCUCAACUCCCAUUGUUUCGUUUGCUUCUCUCAACGCCUCGAUUCGCGUUGCCUAACAAAACUCCAUCAGGCUCAGCUUUGAAUCCAGUUCAAGAUCUGGUCUCCACUGCUAUUUGGUUAGAGAAUUCUGAGAGAAAUAAAAUUCUCCUCUUCUCCGUUUUAAAAGCGGGAUGUCUUUUUUAUAUUAAAAAAAAAGCAUGCUCUCUCCAAUGGUUCAUUUGCAAAGUGCCAUUAGUCUGUGACCUUGUUUCCUGACCCUCCACCAAUGGAAACAAUUUCUCCUUAUCCCAUUGCCAUACAAUCCGAAUCCUUUCGGUGCAAGUUUAGAAGCAAUUUCUUUACAAUGAAAUGUUUUGUAGUCACUGUUACUGAGUGAAAGGGUGAGUGCUCCCAAGAGUAGAUUGCAAUCCUGGCUAUUUGGACCAGUAAUGAGAGAGAGAGAGAGAGCUGAUCUCUGGACUAAGCUUUAUGUUUCUCCUGCUUUUCCAAUGAUAACUAGCCACAUGAAGGAAGAGAGGAGAGAAUGUACUGCAAUGUGUUGAAGGACAGGAGUUGAGCAGUUGUGUAUCCUCUAGUGGGCAGGUACCAUCAUUUGAUCUCCUGACUGCUCCAUAUUGCAAGACAUUGACCAAGUUCCAUCUUCAUGUGUCGGGUAUUACACCAAUUGGAGAAGGUUCCAUUGUUGACUGCAUUGGCUGAGAGUAUCUCAUUGCCUAAUGGAUUUCGGGAUCUGACUGUUCAGGGUUUAUCAAUUCAUUCUUCAGCCAAAGCCAUCAUUUGUAAUUCAGGUUGUAAAGCCUGCCUACCAUUUGGCCCUUCCAUUUGACUCAACCCAAGUAAGAUGAUGCAAGACUUGACUUGUGUUCUGCUGCUGUUGAAGCAUGUGGGUUGCACACACAUGGGUCUAUCAAACAUGGCUGCACCCUCAAGGUAGCUUGAUCAGUGUGACCAGGACCUGCUUUCAGCCUCCUCCUCCAGACCACACCCGCUCUGCCACAAUCAUCGAUUUCCCACAGGGUUUGUAAAACUGGUCCACUCUUUUGCGAUUGCGAAGUGUGUAUGCCAGUGUUAGUUAAACGACAGCGAGCUACUUGUCUGAAUAGAAAAAACCUUGGGGUGAGAGGGAGGAUUGUGUCUGUCUGCUCUAUUGGUCACUGUAUACAAGAGACGGGUUGGCAUGGCUGGGAGGGAAAGGUUCUCGCUGGAUUGCCCCAACGUGACUUUUCUCAAAAACCGCUUACCCCUCAGGUACUCCUUAGUAUGUUUUUUGAAAUAGAUGUCAAUAUUUGUAUAAAGUUUUAAACAAAAAUCGCAUUACAGUCUGUUUACUGAAAGUGUGUGUGUAUUUUAAUAGCAAGAUUUUUCCUUGUUCCUCAUUCUCACUGAGGUCCUGCUGAUCUAAGCUGAGAAACAGCUGGUGAUAUGUUCUAGGACUUUAAUUUAUUUUUGUUUGUAAAGAACCUUUUGUUUUUUCUCCAGCCUCAAGUCUGUUUUAUUUUGUUUUUUGGAUGGGGGUCCAAGAGAGUUUGUGGCAUUGGGAAUUUUUCCAGUUGUUUGAACGUAGCAGGGAUCUGAACAGACCCUUUUUUAAAACUAGUCAGAAUUGACCAAGGGAAAAGGGUGAGUGACUUCAAUCACAGUGCUCCCCACUCUGUAACAGUGUAACUCCCACAGCCUCACAUGCUGAAGGUGUAUAGUGGAAGCCAGGAAAGGGACAGCAAAACAAAAAAAUCCACAAAUCUUUGAAGAAAAAUCUCAACACAAAGGUGUUCUGGGGACAGUUUCUGAAAUGGCACCAUUGUGUAGACAUGUAUCUAAUGUAAUUGACAAGUGCUUGGACUCUUCCCCAAAUUCACCUUCACGUGAAAGAAAUAAACUCCAAAGGUAAAGGGUAGGUCCUCGUUGGUUACCCUUCCAAGUCAAUCCAAGUAUCUGCUGCCUAAGCUGCAGUGCUUUUGCUAGCGUGCCUAUAUUUUCAUGUUGUAAGCCAUCACCUGCCCCUGUCUGAGGGAUUUUUCUAGAGUAUGAGUCAUUUCCUUUUCCUCGUCUUUACUUUUUCCGCAGUUGUUCCUUUUUCCUUUCUUAUUUGUUGAUACUUACCCAAAAAUACUGACUGCACCAAUCACUGAGCUGGAUUCAGGACCUGGAUGAGGAGAUAGACAUACAACUCCUGAGGAGGCAGAACAUUUCUACUUUUAUAUUCAUCUCUUUUUCUUUCUCCUUCCCAUUUGUCUCAAUCUUGCUCUAUUUGUCUCUAUUGUUUGGACAUUUCCCAUUUCCAUCCAUCUCUCUCCUGCUCUUCUCACUCUAUUUCUCUCUCUCUUUCUACCCCCAUCUUUCUCCCUCCCUCUUCUCCCAUCUUUCUCUUCCCACAUCUCUCUCUCUCUCUCUCUCUCUCUCUCUCUCUCUCUCUCUCUCUGCCCCCGAUCUUUCCCUCUCCCCAUCUUUCUUUCUCUCCUCUCUCCUCUCACCUUUCUCUCUCUCCUCAUCUUUCUUUCCCCAUUUUUCUCUUUCCCUAUCUUUCUCUCUCUCUUCCUCCAUCUUUCUCACUCUCUCUCUUUCCCCAUCUUUCUCUCUCUCUCUCUCCCCAUCUUUCUCACUCUCUCGCACAUCCACCCCCCAUUGCUUUCUGUCUCUUUCCCUCCCCAUUAUCCUCUCCCUCCCGUGUCCUCACAUAUUCUUUGCAUCCUUCCAUCUCUUUCUUUGUAUUACAGCCAUCUCUCUCCCAUGUUCUCUCUUCCCAUCAUCAUCUAAUUUCCCCUCUCUUGGUCCCACCCUCCAUUUUAGUUAUUUUGCUUAAUUAUUUUGACAAUUAUUGUUUCCACUUGUCUCACCCUCUUUCUCUCUCUUUCUCCCCUUCAGCCCUCCCUGCCCACCUUUAAUGGACUAUUGUGCUUUUCUUGUGAGCUUGAAUAUCCCAGGGAACUGCCUGUACUAUUUCCCAUCAGUCAACUGGAGAUUCUGGAAACCCAGCUCUCCGUUGUUGGACAUCUAAACACACACUUUAUUCCUCUUCCCUCACACGUGAUUCCCAUAAUAACUUCCUUCAGUGUCAAAGUUGCCAAGUUCACAGAUUAUUAUUUUCUUACUUUCCUCGUGCGUUUGUAGAUACUAACUGCCCUGUGAAAGGCACAUGAGAGUGCUACAGACACUAUUAUUCAAUGCAAGUCAUUUCAGGAUAAUGUUACAGGAACUCAGACCUAUUACUAUAAUACUUUUAUAGUCAACUUUUAUCAGUGUUUUUUUUAAUUUUUUUCAUAAGGGAGGGGAUGGGCAGGGGGAAAUUACUGGAAUUUCUCAUAUCUUGGAAUCCAGAUCUUGUUUUGCAAUGCUGAGUUGGGAGGGUAAAAUCACAACUCCUCUUGAAGUAAGACAAAUGAUAAAUGGUUAAUUUAACUGUGCAUUAGUUCUCUUUGUGACCUGGUCCUCGUCGGGCCAGACAGGUUACUGUACGUGGAUCGUACUGAACUCUCUUUACUUCAAGCACCUUUGUGGUGCCAACGUAUUUUUGUUUAGGAUGGAUUUUUUUUAACGAAAGCAAUGUGAAUUUGAUUUGAUUUAUACAGUGUAAUAUAUGACCAUGUUUCUGUUAACAGGAGAGAUGAUCUCCCAUUAGGGGUGAUUUAAAUUGAUUAGU